Saitoella complicata NRRL Y-17804 is the source of this 1201-nucleotide messenger RNA. RefSeq names its product S-adenosyl-L-methionine-dependent methyltransferase. The record is from RefSeq and is a predicted model, not a curated record. Lineage: Eukaryota; Fungi; Ascomycota; Saitoellomycetes; Saitoellales; Saitoellaceae. The coding region runs from base 25 to 1020 and encodes 331 amino acids. The transcript has a single exon.
CAUCCACCCCCCUCCUCAUCCAUCAUGCCCAAUCCAGCAGCCGACUUGACCCAAAAAAACGCCGACUACUACGACAAAGAAGCCACUACCUACGCCCUCGACCCCUCCAAACUCCACCUCGCCCGCCUCAUCUCCACUACAAUCCUAACCUCCCCCUCCAUUCCCUCCCCCACAUUCACCGAAUCCUCCACCCGAAUCCUCGAUUUCGCGUGUGGUGUUGGGUUAUUGAGUCAAUGUCUCACACCACACGCGAAGGAGAUCGUAGGUGUUGAUACGAGUGCGCGGAGUAUUGAGGUCUAUAAUCGGCGGGUGUGGGAACAGGGGUUGGAGGCCUCUGAUAUGCGUGGAGUCUGCGCUGACCUCUUAAGCUUGGGCGAUGAAGGGGAGAAGCCGGAGCAGGGCGUGGGGAAGGGGAGUUUUGAUGUUGUUGUGUGCAGCAUGUCAUACCACCACUUCCACUCCAUCUCGCACGCAACACAAGUCUUGACGUCUUACCUCAAACCCUCUGGGUACCUCAUCGUUGCCGACAUUGCCCGGACUCCGGAUACUGUGCGGGCUUUUCAGCGGAAUGAGGAUAUUAAGGAAGUGGUGAGUCAUGUGGGGGGGUUGGAGGUGGAGGAGGUUAGGAGGGUUAUGCGAGAGGCGGGGUUAGGGGGGGUUGUGGUGGAGGAGAGGUUGAGGUUUAAGAUCAGGGUUAGGGGGGCUGGGUGUAAACAGACUCACGGUCACUCCCAUGGGCAUGAGAGUGGAGAUGGUCAUAGUCAUGGAAGUGGUGCUGGUGGCCAUUCGCAUGGGGAUGGACAUGGGCACGGGCACGGGCAUGCGCAUGGACAUAGCCACGGAAAGGGUGGGAAUCAUAACGGUCCCCACGAUGGCCAUGGCCACAAGCUCGAACACAAACAUGAGGAGAAAGAGAAAGAGGCGGAGGCGGAGGAGGGCAGGGAUGAGCACCCUGAUGUCCCGGGCGAUAAGGGCGGGCACCCAAUGAGUAUUUUCAUUGCGAUCGGGCAGAAGCAGUAACCCAAAACGACGCGAUACGCCAGCAUCAGCCGUCACGUUCUUUAGCAUACAUAACCCAAUAUACCCUUUGAUGUUCCUGGCCAAUUCGAGAUGCGUUCACUCCACCUUCUCUCUUUCGCGUACCACGCUCUUCAGCAGUCUCCACACCACCCUCACACUAACCCAAACACUAACCCCCACA